AUGGAAUACCUACAGGAUGAGGAGGACCUGAAAAUGGCCCUGCUUAUGAGCCUGCAGAGCGCGCCGUCGGAGGCCAAGAGGAGCAAGCCGCCGGAGGAUCCGGAGGAGUCCCCCGAAGCCAGGGGGCGUAGGCUGCGGAGGGAGGUCAUGGCCGCGGCCGCGGAGAGGAGGAUGGCCACAAGCCGUUCAGGGGGGCUGGGGGAAUCCCGUCCCGAGAUCAAUGCAGUGGCCGUGCCGGAGGCUAGCGUUUCUGCUGCUGUGGAGUCCCCCAGAGUAGAAGAUCGCGUGGAUGGGCAGAGUCCGGCUGGCGCGGGUUUGGCGUGCCUUAGAACGAAGACAGAGUGUAACACCGACCGUAAGGUGGUCGGGGAAACGAGGCAGGUGGAUGUUGGCGAGCUAUGCCAAGAGGAUGCCAAUAGGCUAUUUUCCAUGCUUUUUGGAGGUGCCGUCUCAAAGAGCAUCCUAUUGCAGUGGACUAACCAGGGCAUCAGGUAUACACCUUUAAAUUGCCGAUGAACAGCUGAUUUGGUGGAAUUUACAGCAAGCAUAUGUUUUUCAUUGCCAUUUUUUUAUUUUUCACCACUUUAUGAUCAUUUUUCUGCCAAAUGUUGGCCAUCUCUCGUGGAAUAAUGUGCUAUAUUCCUACAGUGCGUCAUUUUUCCCGCCGAUAUUCUUGACUACACUUUGGCUGUGCGAGUUUCAUAGUGUGAUAACAGAAGUCGGCCUAGAAAUUUACAAGUUUUUCUGAAAAAGGUUUCCCCAGUGAAGUGGUGUUCAUCUGUUCUACUGUUGUCGUGUUUAAUGGCGGCCUGGGUGAGACUUAAAACUAACACAAGUACACUAUAUCCUUGAAGCACUCAAGGGUAUGUGCUUGUAGCUAUUUUCUAAAUCCAUGCAUUGAAAGCACCUUAUUUUUCCACGUUUAUGUUAGAGAGCUGAUGAACCUAUGCUAGAGUCGUGGUUCCAUGCAGUGGAACUGAAGCUUAAUGCUUCUUAGAGGUUAUGGGAGAGGAAAGACAGUGAUAUUUGUGGGAUUUGUUGUCUGCGGAAGAGAUACUCGUCUUGAUGGGCUGCUCGUUUCAUUAGAAGUAUCAUAGCUUGACUUCCCUCGGUUUAGAGACCAUGGAUUCGCAAAUUUUUGGUGUUACUGUUUAUUCUCACCUCAGAGAGCAUUCUGUAAGACCAAUUAUAACCUAAAUACAACGUUAAAAUUGUUUAAUAUUUGUUUAAUUUUAUUUAGCUGGACUUAAGAGAACAUUAUCCUCUCGUAUCUGAUUGAUGCAAGCUAGCGUACCAUUAAAAUCAGAUCAGGUUUGAUAAACUGAUGAAGUAAUAUCGUUGAUUAGUUCCGUCUCAAUUGAUAAAGAAUGGAUAAAAAAAAUGUUAUUUUCAUACCAACAUUAAUAUCCCGAACAAUGUGCUUGUGGACGGUGUGUAGUCCAGUAUACCUGAAUCACAGUAUGAUCAUGAGGUCCUUUGCUCUAUACCCCAGAGUAGAUGGCUCAGUCUAGAAUUAGCUGAUUGGUUUAUAUUCGAAAGAGAGGGAGUUAGGUGUCCAGAAAGAGACGUGAAUCAUUCGGAAUUUCGUUGCAGGACGCUUAUGUGAAAUGAAUGGAAGAGAUUUGUCGACUUGAUCAAACAAGCCACAAUUCUUUGAUGUACUGUUAAGUGUGACACUCUAGAUGGAUAGUGCAUACAAGAUGGUGGAUCUGGAUCAUUUUUUUUAGAGUACGUUUCAUAGGUUGGAACUUACUUGGGAUGGCAUUAUAUUUUUUUUAUUUACUUUUCUUGUUUUUACUAGUGAUUUACGGUUCUGUAAACCUUGAAGACUAUCGCACACAAAUUACAACGGGUAUAAAUUUUCAUCAUCGACAGCAUUGUCAUAAGGUUUUAUCCGUUACUGCAGGGUCCUAGGACUUGAGAGUUCUUGAGAAUUGGACGUAGUUUUUCAGCUGACUGCCAAAACGAUGUCAACCCCAUUCAUGGUACAAUAUCUCAACCAGCAGAAGGCCGUGAGAAGAACUGUACAUUAUAUAUCUGGUCCCAAGUCUUUUUCUUUGCUGGAUGACUACUAAAAAGCUUCGAUCAUUCACGACAUCUUCAUAUUUGAUUCUACACAUUGUACUGAUAUUUAGAUAUUUUCGGUAUUGUGAAGCUCUACUAUGCAUGUAGCCCUAACUUCGGUCUGUUUUAUUUUACAUUGAUCGCGUUUAUUUAAGUUGUUUUGGCAGAUAAAAAUGCAAGAAUAUGUGGUAUCAAUGAAUGUGAAUAAAUAAAGUGGAUCAUUAGUUCUAUAAACUUUAUAUGUUUCCCGGUCCUAUUCUCACGAAUCAAAUGACUGAAAUAAAAAAUUGGACUGUUAGAGGACAGGCAUCCUUCACAUAUUCUGAUGGAGACACAGUACAUGUAGGCUGGGAUGGAAGAGAGCUAGCAUCAUAGGUUUUUAAAGAUAUUUUGUCAACUGGGUAGACUACUGGCCAGAUUGCAGCUGGCCCAACGUUGAAACUUAGGUAAAACCUCACUAGGCUUAGUCAACGGCCGUUGCCUUCUUUUGGAAAGCUCUAGGGAUUGGAGAAGUCGUGGAAACUUUCUAAAAAAAGAUGAGCAUCCGGAUUUCAUGUCUUGGAGCCAAGUACUCGGAAAUUGAAUCACUAAUCAAUUCGUUCUUCAGUGCUCCAAAUCUUCUUUUUUGUCUUUUUUUUUUGUAUUUUUUUUUUCUUUCUUUAAUGUUCAUCUUUGAUCUGUUUCAUGUUAUUGUUGAUAGCACUUUCUGUUUUUUCUCUGGAAAAUAAUGAAAUUGUUGUUUGUUAUUUAAUCAAUCUGAAAUUGAUCUUUUGUACCACCAACUUACUGAACCAUAACAACUUGUAGGUUCAGCUCUGAUCAUGAAACGUGUAUGGGACUGGUUCAGCAUAAAGGUGGUCCUUGCGGAAUACUUGCACCAAUACAGGUGAUCUACUUUCUAAGACCCGAAAAGCUUCAAAGGUUGCAACUUUGCUCGAGUGAUUUAUUUUCAUCCCAUUAUUUCUAUCAAUGAUAUUUUUUUCCAUUGUAGCACUACUAAAAUACGUUUGGAAGCAAUUUGUAUAUAUAUAUAUAUAUAUAUAAAGUCAACGCCAUAAUUAUUCCGCAUCUUUGACCUAUGAACCUGGUCCUGCAGGCAUUUGUCCUCAAAUAUCUUCUAUUUUUUCCGACGGAGCUAGAUAAAGUUUCUCCCUCCAUUCUUCAACCCGAGCAUGAACAGAAGAGAUUCCCUCAACGAUCGCAGUUCAAAGGAGAUGAUUUUUCUUCCAUAACAGAAAUCAGGAAAACAAGGUGAUAUCUCUUCUCCCCUUUUGAGUCCCCAUCCAACUCAAUUGGACAGGUCUUUUCGAGUGCCCAGUUCAAACGUCUGAUAUUAUUCUGGAUAAUCCCAGUCACUGAAUAAAUGGAAAAAUAUAUGUAAUUUAUUUGGAACUGACAGAAUUUCUUUUCAUAAUUUGAUUUUAUGCAAGAUUUGGAAGCUUUUUUUCUGCUCACCCUGGGAAAUCAAAAAAGACUGAUAUUAUUCCAGUCACUGAAUAAAUGGAAAAAUAUAUGUAAUUCAUGUGGAACUGACAGAAAUUACAUAUAUUUUUCACUAAAUAUGCUGGUCCAACUGGAGGAAGCCCAGGAUGAAAAAUAUAUGUAAUUUACUGACAGAAAUUACAUGUAUUUUUCAUUAACCAUGCUGGUCCAACUGGAGGAAACACAGGAUGAAACUAGUCCAGAUCAUCACCCUCUCCCGUUUUCUGGAGUGCAUUAUUUCCCUUCUUGAGCUGAUUUUUUUAAUGAAACUAAUCUUACGAUAGUUGAAUAAACCUCACUAAUGGUUAUCUUCUUAAAGUAAAGAGUCAUCCAAAGGGCCAGACUCGGAACACAUCUUUGCAUAAAUAGUAAAAUGUCGAAUGCCAUGUUUGGGACAGUGUUCUUGUUUUGAUCUCCGGAUUAGUGAAGAUGAAGCAUGCUUUCCUGAAGGCUUCCUCUCCCGUUUUGAACCCUUUUGGAUCUCCGCCUAGUCAGUUUCUUCAGGUAAGUUGACUUCCAAUCAGGCCCGUAACCAGAUGGUCAUCUCUUUUUGAUCCGAUUGGAUAUCAUCUACUUUUUUGGCCUUUUCUGUUUCUUGACCUGCCAUCAUUGCAGCCCAGUGUUGCUCUUCCAAGCCUGGUUCUUGUCGCAUGAUUGAUCUUAAUGAAUAGCGUGAUUUUAUAAACUCCCACAUUCUUGGGGAACCCCUUGUAUGAUUGCAUAUCAUCAUAUCAUUGCCAUUCUGAGAUAUAAUGCCAGUUCAUGAAAUCCGCUGAAAGGAUGAAUACCCAGUUCCUCAAUCCUCUUUGGGCCAAAAUCUACCAGAAAAACAAAUAUAUAUAUAUAUAUAUAUAUAUAUAUAUAUAUAUCUUCCCGAAUAUAAUACCUCCGCUCAUUCAUCUUCCCAGAGCAUUGGUGCUGAGCAUGGUAGAAAUACUGUUCUUGUGUGGGAACAAGAAGAGGGCGGCAGUUGCGACGCUGAGUAUCUUCACCCAUCACGCAGAUGAUGAGCUUGCUGGUGAGCAGAAAAAUGAGGUGAGAAAGAAUCAUACUCAGGUCGGAUGGGUGUUCUUCGUCGCUUUUAGAAGCAUUAGCUUCAACUGGGUGCUCCUGCAGGCGGUUUCAGAAGCCCUGGAAGACCUCUCAGUAGAAUCAGCCUCCGACCUGAAGAAAUACCUGAGAGUGAGCACCCACGACUCACCAACAGAUGCUUACAAUCACCUCAUGGCGGAGCUCCCGGUCUUCCAGAGCCGGAUGGGGGCGGUGCUGUUCCUCAUUUCUGCCCUGCUCUCCCGAGGACUGGUGAGUGUGGCGCCUUAUUCUCUCUCUUCUGCCUCCAUGCUUCUCUUCCCUCCAUCUUCGUCUUCGUCAUCACUGUGUUCAGGAUGAGAGAAGAAACCAUGCAUAUAUAUACACAAAAACCAUCCAGAAGAUUUGGGCUGGAGCCUUCGGAGCUGAUGCCUGCUGUUUAAUCCUUCUCAGGAUGCCAUUCAGGCAGACAGGGACGACCCCAGCCUUCCUUUGGUUACCUCUCCAUUCGGGCACGCCUCCCAGGUACCCUGAACGCAUCUGAUCCGACCAGAAACCCUAAUUUCAACUCAAUUCCAGGGAUAGAUUAUGAUGAUAGAAAUCACUGCUCCGUGUUCUUCCUGCACUGCUGCAUCAGGAAAUAGUGAACUUGCUGAUUUGCGGGGAGGCGGUGGCGAAUGUGUUCGAUGGCCGGAUGGAUCUCGGCGGCGGCAUGUCCCUGAAGGGGAUCCCCGGUGGCGUGGAGGUGGGGUUCCUCACCCUCCUGGAGUCGCUCAACUACUGCAAGGUCGGGCAGUUCCUCAAGCGGCCGCGGUGGCCCAUCUGGGUCGUCGGUAGCGAGUCCCACUACACGGUGCUCUUCGCCCUCGACGCCGCUGCGCAGGCCGAGAACGAGCUGGAAGAGCGCGAGGCGAAGAUCAGGGCGGCGUUCGAUGCCCAGGACCAGAGCGGCGGCGGCGGCUUCAUCGGCGUCGAUGGGUUCCACCAGGUGCUCCGGGACGCCGCCGUCGCCCUCCCGCCGGAGAAGGUGAGCAGCCUAUGCGCGGCCGGCUUCAUCGUGUGGAACGAGUUCUGGCAGGCGCUGCUGGAUCUCGAUCAGAGCAAUGGGGGCUUGAAGGACUCCUCCGGUAAGAUGGGGAAGAAGCAGUUCGACGUCUUCCACUUCAAUGGCAUCGCCAAGUCCGUCCCCAACGGCGGAGCUCCCGUCGCCGGCGGCGAGGUCCCGCUGCAGAGGCCCAGGCUGUCGAAGCUCCACGUCUCGGUGCCGCCCAAGUGGACGCAGGAGGAGUUCAUGACCGACAUCGCCACCACCGCUGCUCCAAGCUCCGAUGCGGCGGCUCCACCACCGCCGCCCCCGGCGGAACCGGCCCAGCACGCUCCUCUCGUGGACUGCAUCCGGACACGGUGGCCGCGGGCGACCUGCAGCUGGGAUGGAGACUCCCCCAGCAUCGUCUGA
This is a messenger RNA of Spirodela intermedia, 6031 nucleotides long. Lineage: Eukaryota; Viridiplantae; Streptophyta; Magnoliopsida; Alismatales; Araceae. The record is from the annotation of a GenBank genome assembly.